AUGUCUUUUGUCGUUCCAAAGGGGCGUUUUGCAGCCUCGCGGAAUUCUGAUGGGCGUCGAAGUCAUUUGACAGGCCAGUUGGACGAUUUUUCGGUGCUGUGGGAAAACAACUUGAAGGACGCCAAAAGCCAGGCAGUUUCAGCUCGCAUAGAGGUCGGAAGAGCGAAUGCCGGUACCUCAGUGUCUGCUGGAGCAGAGCGAAACGAUAACCGUGAGGUGGGAGGAAACGCAGGUUUCAAGACGAAGGAUAUGGACCUCAGCCUGGGUUUCCAAGAGGACAGACUGGAAGGAACUGUGACACUCGGCACAAUCAAGUACAUGGUUCAGCUGCGGGAUGGUUUGCCAGACUUCAUCCUUGUCAGCUAG
Neospora caninum is the source of this 366-nucleotide messenger RNA. RefSeq lists its product as hypothetical. The transcript is spliced from 2 exons. Bases 1 to 366 code for a protein of 121 amino acids. NCBI's taxonomy places the organism in Eukaryota, Apicomplexa, Conoidasida, Eucoccidiorida, Sarcocystidae. The record is from RefSeq and is a predicted model, not a curated record.